AUGAGCGACGAUGCCCAAACCUGGGUACGGACAAUGCGCUCUCAAAAUGCAGAUUGGGAGUAUGUACUCUGGGAUGACGAGACGAAUCGGAUGCUCGUCGAACAGUACUUCCCUUGGUUCCUGACGGAUUACAAUCGUCUCCCCAAGGAGAUCCAUCGAGCAGAUGUGGUGCGCAACCUCUACAUGUAUCUAUUCGGAGGAAUGUACGCCGACGUCGACACAGAAGCUCUCCGACCCGUUGAGCCCCUCUUCACCAGCCAUUUUACCACCCUCGCCAGGCACAAUCAGAUCCUCUCCUCAGGGCCGCGCAAGAUCGACCAUGACUGCACGCAGCGCGGAUUUGUCGGCCACAUGGCACACAAAGAAGGACUGGAUGGCCCCGCCGCCGUCCCGAAUGGCUGGAUGGCAUCACCCCCCGGUCACCCUUUUUGGCUCCUGCCUGUGAUCCACGUGAUUGAGAACCCCAACGGGAAUGGCGAUGGAUCUGUCGAGUCACUCACAGGGCCUGGGGCACUCGGUACUAUGCUACACAAGUAUUACGAGGACUUUAAGGAUAGCUCUGUGCGGACGCAUGUGUGUCGAACGGUGCGGCGGUGGUCACCUGCGUGGGAUUUGUACUGUGGACCGGAGGGCAGUGAGGAAGAGGUUGGGGCAAAAGUUGAUAAGAUGGUGGUGCUACCGCGACAGCAGAUCUAUCCGUAUAGCUGGGCGGAUGAUAAGCAUCCGGCAUGUCUGGCAGCAUGGGGAAACCCGGACUUCAAUCCGGAUGAGUCUAGUCCACGCCAUGUAUUGGGCACUUCUACUGAUUGA
Molecule: messenger RNA, 810 nt
Organism: Aspergillus niger
Lineage: Eukaryota; Fungi; Ascomycota; Eurotiomycetes; Eurotiales; Aspergillaceae
Exons: 3
Coding region: 1-810 (269 amino acids)
Biological process (GO): mannosyl-inositol phosphorylceramide biosynthetic process
Molecular function (GO): mannosyltransferase activity
Source: RefSeq, a predicted model, not a curated record